Cottoperca gobio is the source of this 6952-nucleotide messenger RNA. It is a transcript of the gene gas2l1, whose product is annotated as growth arrest-specific 2 like 1. Gene Ontology annotation, molecular function: actin filament binding; microtubule binding; cytoskeletal adaptor activity. The record is from RefSeq and is a predicted model, not a curated record. Gene Ontology annotation, cellular component: actin filament; stress fiber; cytoplasm. Gene Ontology annotation, biological process: actin crosslink formation; microtubule bundle formation; regulation of microtubule polymerization or depolymerization. The transcript has 5 exons. The coding region runs from base 995 to 4294 and encodes 1099 amino acids. NCBI's taxonomy places the organism in Eukaryota, Metazoa, Chordata, Actinopteri, Perciformes, Bovichtidae.
CUUUAUUGGCCACUUUAGGCUAUUUGGUAAAGAGACCAGCAGAGACUUCAUUAUUGAGAGACUAUGAACCCUGCUUAUGUCUUAACCCAAAUGAAAACUCCUUACAAAUAUAGUUCUUAUCAUUUCACAGAGAAAAACAGCCUUAACAUCCGGUGCAACCAAAGCAACACCAUGAUGAACUCAUGAAUGAAAAAGUACCAUAGAGUUGAAUAAAUGUACACUGCACUUACAAACACAUUACUCUUCUACACGUAUGUGACAUCUGUAAUGUAACGUGUUCCUUUGCAGUGUCAUACACAUGAUCAGCAAAUAAAAUAGGAUGCAUUGUUAUAGAUUCAUCCAGCAGUAUAUGAAGCACUUCUGUUUUAAAGAGUGUUUCCUGACUUGGUGAACAUGGGGUUAAGUUUCCCUCCUCUGCCGAGCGUUGAUCCCUCAUAAUGGGAUGUGCCACCGAGUCGCUCUGCUGGUCUAAGCUACAGCAGGUCAACAUAUUCAGUGCAAGAGGCGGGCCUAUUUGCAGGAAAGAUGAGCUGUGGACUCAGUGCUGCUCAGUAUUUUCAUCGAUGAGGAGCUCACUGACCGCCUCAGACACACAGACAUGGUGACACGUGGAUUUUUGUGGCUGAGAGGAGACACCGGCCAACGGGACGAUUAACAGGUCGUCGCAUGGGUGUGUAUCGGCGUCCCGCACUGCCCCGCUCUCCUUCUCACUCCGGGACCCGGCGAUGCGCUCUUUAAAGGAAACUGGUUUCACAGAGACAUCCGGAAAACGCAUCCAUGCGCCACGGCUAGUCCGCAUCCCGAUAUGCCUCUGACAACACAAAGCCUGGUUUCAAGGAGCUCCCAUAAGAAGCCACACAUGCAAAUCGGCAUGGGUGCGUCAACACGGUUAUCUCGCUAUAUUUUGCGGACGAGGCUUUGGAGCGCAGUUGUGCAAUGAGACAAUCGGGAAUUAUCAAGUAGACUUUAUUGAUAGGCUACAAAAUUCGACAAUAUGGCUGAUCAGAGCAACAUCCAGUCCGCCGCCUCCAAGAGUAUCCGGCCUUUUAAAUCCAGCGAAGAAUACCUGUACGCCAUGAAGGAGGAUCUGGCUGAAUGGCUGAACACCCUGUACGAUCUGGAUAUCAUUGCGGACACCUUUAUGGAUGGGCUGGGGACGGGCUGUGCCCUCUGUCGGCACGCCAACAACGUGAACCGCGCCGCGCAGGACUUCCAGCUGGAGUACCCGGAGGCUGCACAGCCCAUGAAGGUGCCAUCUAAAGAUGUUGUCUUCCAGUCACGCAAUGUUGUCUCUGGCUCGUUUGUGGCGCGGGAUAACGUGUCUAAUUUCAUCAGCUGGUGCAGGCAGGAGCUCUGGAUCAAGGACGUCCUCAUGUUUGAGACCAACGACUUGGUGGAGAGAUGCAACGAGAAGAAUUUUGUUCUGUGUCUCCUUGAGGUGGCGCGACGUGGAGCCAAGUUUGGCAUGUUGGCCCCCAUGUUGAUCCAGUUGGAGGAGGAGAUCGAGGAGGAGAUCCGGGACCAGGAGAGCCUACGGAUCGAUGCAGAGGAGCCAGCUGAGCAGAGCCCGCCCAGCAGGUGUUUCAGUCGGAAGGAGAGCAACCAGAGUGUGGAGACUGAAGAUGAACCUGAACCAGAGCCCUUCAUCUGGCCGCAGAAGAGAGUUUUGUGUGACAUGCGAAAUUUGGAUGAGUUGGUGCGUGAGAUUCUGGGCCGGUGUUCCUGUCCAGCUCAGUUUCCUAUGAUCAAAGUGUCAGAGGGGAAGUACAAAGUGGGAGACUCCAGUGCAUUGAUCUUCAUAAGGGUCCUUCGUACUCAUGUGAUGGUGCGUGUUGGAGGGGGCUGGGACACAUUAGAGCACUAUUUGGACAAGCAUGACCCAUGUCGCUGUGCUGCUUUUGCCCACCGCUACCACCAGGCUAAAGCCAGUGGCCAAGGUCAGGGAGCCCAUAGCAAGUCCUCGAGCGCCCACUCCUCGCGCUCCACCAGCCCAGGUCCACACUGGCGAAAUGAUGGCAUCGCACCUUACAAACCUCCUGACAGGCGCUCCUUGGAGCCCCCCUCUGCUCCAUGUGCCUCCUCCUCCUCCACACGGUCCGGACGCUCUCAGAACCCUUCUGUCCCCACCGAGCUGGACUCCGGUGCAGCUCGCAAUCUACUCCCACGGCCACCACGAGACCGCUCAGAACCCCGGCACUUUAAUCCUCUCAGGAAUAAGGAGACAAAGUUGCCAGUGACAAGACGUCUGUCUGGAGACAGUGACUCCUCUACAGCCUCCUCUAAGGGUGGAGGAGGCGGAGGAGGAGGAGGAGGAGGGGGCCGGUUUUCUCUGGGUGGUGCCUCACGGCGCUCUGGUAAUGAGGUAGUCCUGCUUGUCAAUCGCAAGGAGGGGAAGCAUGUGAUUGAGAGGACUGGAGCUGGAGAUCAGACCCCAUCUCUGCGUACCUCACUGCCCCGUGCACGCAGCCAAUCUCGGGAACGUCCUGUUCUCGCUCCGAUGCUCAAACCGAACCCACCGCAAGGAUCCACUGAUGGAUUGCGAACAUCCCGCACUGAGAGGGGGCGCUCUGUCGGAAACGAGGGCCCAAGGAGGCUCCAUGCUCCACGUUCUCACAGCCAGAGUAAGUUGACUAGCCGGACUCGGUCCAGUGAUGUCAGCCCGGGACCGGCUUCCUGCUACAGAGACCCUCAGCCCCCACCCCCAGACAGACGAGAGGACCUUCGGGCCAAACAAUUGCCCCCAUCAUCGCCCAGAAUAGGUGGUGGGUUCACCAAGAGGCAGUCGUCCUCAUGCUCUAACUCACCUGUUAAAGGUGUCCAGAACAACAACAACAGCCCCAGCAAGAAGAUUAUAACUACUCCCAGACCUCCUGCCCCUCGCUCACCCUCCAUAGGAAAAGGCAGAAUUCUGCCUCCAGUCAUCUCAGGUGGUCGACGUUCACCUCACUCAACUCCCCGCAACUUUCACCAUCAUGCUGCCCGCACCCCCCGGACGUCACAGAGCCCUCGCUCUGCUGGGAGAGGCCACCAUAGGAACUGGUCGUGCCUGGAGCGCCAGGAACCCGAGGAGGAAGCAGUGGGCCUUGGCUUCCAGAUGCUGCCAACACUAGACCCCCAGAGGGAGCAGGAACUAUAUCGCAGCUUUGAGGCUGAGUUUCUGGCUAAUACACAGCAGGUUAGGGGAGUGUCUUGUAGAGUCCCAGGUGGAGCGACCCUGCAGGGAGCUGGCACACAUUCAUUGCCAGCACCCACUGAUCCUAACGUCACUGACUCUGCCUAUUCCUCUUCUAACUCCUCCACCUCCUCCCUGAAUGUGGGGGCAAAGAUAGGAACUCUACCUGACCUCAGGGAAUCCAAGAGAACUAAUCCCCGUCACUUCCCACAGGAAGACCCCUUAAAUUUACUUUAUGGACACAAUUUUGGAGGACCUCACAACUUUGGUCAAGGAGAGCCGGAGCACUGGGGGGAGCAUGGAGGGGGUCUCAAGAAGCUCCCAGCCAUCUCUAGCUCCAUCGAGGAGAGGGAACCUCCAUCUUCCCUGCCUGGUCUUAGAGACACAGACAGAUUGAUGAAUCAGGUCCCCUCACAACCUGCUUUUCACUGUAGUAAUAUGAAUGGAGACCAUGGAGGUUUCCCCCCCACAGGGGGGCUGAAAGGUCAGCAGGGUCAGCUUGGCUGGGGCACAGGGCCUGAAGGUGAUAUUCCUCUGGAGAAUCACCAGCCAAACUUACCUUAUGACCUAGAAAAUGGUGAUGGCAGUGAUGAUCUCCCGCCCCCAGAGGCUUGUCCGUCUCCUGUGCCUCUUCCCCCCUCUGAGGACUGCUCCUUCCAGGAUUCAUCCAGUGAAAACUCUUCCAUGUGCUUUAGCCUGAGUGAAUCCCGCUCCGAAUCACCCCCCGCAUCUUCACCCCUGGCCAACGGGGACACUGAUGGAGAAGGGCUGCAGACUAACAAAGGACAAAAGAAGACCGACAGCGUAGCCUCUAACUCUAAGCACAAACUGAGAGACAGGAUGAAGCCUCGCAUUGACAACAGGCCAGAAAACAGCCCCUCACGUAUCCCCACCCCGCUCAGCUACAGAGAUCUGCAGGCUCGUGACACGUUUUCCCCAAGCCACACCCCACCGCUGUCCCCUCAGAGCUCGCGCUCUACUGGUCGUCCAGCCACAUGCAAGAGCCUGCACCAGGCCUUCGCAGAUAUGAUCCAUCCUCGACCAUGUUCCCCAGCCAUGGGAAACAAAGAUUGCUCCUUCCCUGGACAGGCAGGGAGCCUGGACACUGAAGCUUGGAUGUAAUACAGAUGACACAUGGGGUUGUUGUCAUGAACUUUGACUACUGUGUAAAAAAAAGACUUGAGAUUGGGCUAUAGACUGUUUUUUAUUGCAUGUCUAACACUCCUUCUUUCUCACUUAGUUUCUCCCCUGAAUAAAUGCAGGGGGUUCACAUCGCUUUUAUGUGCCAAGCCAAAUUAUUUAUUACCAAAGGAAUGGUCUUUACUAUUACUUUCACUGUAAUUUUAAUGUGUGCAUGGGGAUGCUUUUGCCAAUCAUAAGGUUUUUUUUUUUUUGCAAAGACACUUGUGAAAUUCUCAUAUUUGAUACAGAGCGAUAGAGGGAGAGCAUAUGUGCUGCCAUGUGCCCCGCUGAGGGGCAUGGUGAAGUGCCAGGGAUUUAAAGCUGCAACUCUAUAAACAGUGUAAACACUAAACCUUUAGUCAGAUGGAUUGGCUCCCUCUUGUGGUGUGCCACAGCAUCUCUGCUUGCCUUGAUAGUCAAAAUACUGGUAUGAUGACUGUGAUAUUUUCAGUCUCCACAUCUUCACAUAUGACUCCGUAUACUCACAUUUACAAUAUAAUAAUAGGUAACAUAGACAAAUGUACUCCCAUUAUUCCUCUGACUUUAAGAACACUACAAUCCCUGUAUAGUUGUCUGCUGUUAAUGAAUUUGUUAUGUCACCUUUUCACAACAAUUGAUGUAGUCGACAUAGAUAUUUGUUCUUAAUGUGUCACACGUUUUCGACAUUAUGUUUAACGCAGUAAAACAUUUAAACUUUUUUUCUACUUUUAAGUGGAUGAAGUGUAAAAAUAUGAGGAGCAGUGAAGGCUGUGUUACUUUGUGUCAUUGUCACUGAAGCAGAAAUGUUGGGAGCUCCUCUGACCAAACUGUACUCUGGAAUACAAUGCUACAUAUAUACAAAAGUCAAAGGCUAAGGAGAAUGAAUGUGUAAAUACAUAUCGAUGUGCUCACUGAUAGAUGUGAGUAUUUUGUAUAUACAAAGGCAUUGAAUAUACAGUUAAAUGUACAUAUUCACUGUAAUCAGUUCUGCCUUAGCUAUGCAAUAUUGGUGUUGGAAAUGCCUUGACAAUUCCCUUUGCCUUAAAAUGUAUUCGCAGGAUAGUUUUUGAAUGUUUUUGCUCAACAUCACUAAGAUCUAUUCGGUAACACUACAUUGCCAUCAUUUAUGAUAAUAGAAAUUGGAGAGUGUGAAUGUGGAAAUAAGUGAGGAACAUUGCCAAUUUUAUUCUUAAUGUAGGUGUACAAUUCAUGAUGAAGAUAUAUAAUUUAUUGCCUCUGAAUCCUAUUUGUUGUUUUGAAACACAAGAAGCCAGAUAACCUACUUAGCAGAUGGAAUUUAAAGACAAGGCACAAUGUGUGGUGACAUCUAGUGGCUAACGAAAGACAUGUUUAUUCACAGUCAAAAGAGAUACUGUUUUCUGAUUUUGGAAUUACAUGUUCCGGUGUUAAUUAGAGCCAAUGGUAUUAUAAGGUGAAGUUUGAUGGAUGAAGAAGGACUUUGACUUGAGUGUCUGAAUGUGUGCAACAGUGCAUGAAUAAUAGAUACUGUAACUGGAUAUUAGCGUCCUCUUGUGAAGCUCUUGCACAGUUGUCAAGAGUAUGAGAGGCUAGAGCCCCGCUACAGUACUUCUGUUUUUUGGUAUUUAACCGGUGUGGACUUUGUAAAAUAUAUUUGAAAGUGGAAACGUUUGACAUGUUGUCAAUUAAGAGAAGUUGGUGUUAAUUUGUUUUUCAUGUGUUUACAAUGGUUUUGAUGAAUUUCUCCCAGAGAAAUUGUGGAGACAAUGGCAGUAAAAAAAAGACAUUUGUGGAUAACAUCUUUUUGCAGGGCACUGACACAGUAAAUGGACUAGAAAAGAAUGAAAGUGCGCACAUAUUUGUGUACAUACGGUAUGAGAAUAUGUUCAGAGAUGGAGUGAAGAGGGGAGUAAUGUAGGUCUAAUUUAUUUAUUUAUGAAAUUAAGUCUCUUCGAGCUCAAGUUACAUCUUUGUCCCAAGUAAUAUUAAAUGAGCUGUAAGUCUUUCAGGAAAUCUAAAUGAGGUGGGGUCAACUGGUCAAAACAUUUGCAAUUUUAAGAUUUUUUUCUCAACAGUACAUUGUGAAGAGACAUAAUUAAGACAUAAAAGAGUAAUUAGAUUUAAUGAAGACUCCUAAAUACUACAAAUAAUUUGUAAUGUGUCAGUUUUGUAGAGCUACAUAUGUAGCUGGUUAUCACUUUCACCAGUACAAACAGAUUUCUAUCUGUUGUAUUCUUAUUGUUUUUAAUUUAAAUUUGUUUUGGCUUAUUUAAAGACAUUUGAACUUUGAUCAACUGGUGUUUAAAAUGUACCAGUUAUGUGAACUACAACUUCAUACAAACAUUUGGUUGUCAAUCACAAAAUAAUGAUUGUCCAUAAUUAACUCUUUGUCCUGCACAACUUUGCAAAUUUCAUGAAACUCUCUCUCCUUCUCUCUAUCCCUAAUAAACGAAAUCUGAAUGUUCAUGAUUUGACAAUUUCUUGUUUGCUAAUGUUUCUUUCACUAAAACUUCAGUUAAAUGUACAUAUUGCUUGGUAUUGUGGAAUUUGUAUGUAUGAAAUAGCAAUACUGCAAUAUUUCACAGGUUUUUUGAAGUUAUAAAAUGCAAUGUCAAGUUGUUCUUGUAAUAAAAAAAUUCC